AUGAAGCUUGGGCUUUUCAGCCUACUGUGCAGUGGGAUUUUUAUAUUCGACUCCCACCAAGAUGGGAGUUUGCAAUGUAAAAAAAUCCCUGGCUCUGUGUCCCUGCCUGUGCUGGAGAAAAAGGGGGACAUCACAUUGGGAGGACUCUUCUCGCUUCAUGACAGCGUAGUGGUGCCCAGUCUGUCUUUCACCUCUACGCCUCCUCCCACACAGUGCACCAGAUUUAAUUUUCGAACAUUCCGUUGGAUGCAAACAAUGAUAUUUGCCAUAGAGGAGAUCAACAGGGAAGGCAAGCUUCUUCCCAACAUCACACUUGGCUACAAGAUCUAUGAUUCAUGCAGUACACCGCACCAGGCUCUGAAGGCUGCGGUGGAGUUAAUGGGAAGUGAUAAGAGUGCAGGGGUUGAUGGAAAAACACAGAAUAAAAGCAACUGUCGUGGGACUGUAUCAGCAGUGAUAGGAGAUGGAGGCUCGACUCAGUCUCUUGUCGUGGCUCGUUUCCUGGGAGUCUUCCACGUUCCACAGGUCAGCUAUUUCUCCAGCUGUGCCUGCCUUAGUGACAAAAAGAACUUUCCUGCAUUUUUAAGGACUAUGCCUAGUGACUUUUUCCAGGUAGAUGCACUAGUACAACUUGUGAAGCAUUUUGGCUGGACUUGGGUUGGUGUAAUAGCAGGAGAUGAUGCUUAUGGUCGUGGUGGGGCAAACAUCUUUGCACAAGAGGUUAGAAAGUUAGGUGCAUGUGUCGCCCUGCAUGAGAUCAUCCCAAAGAAUCGAGCACAGGCUGCCAUUUCAUCCAUCAUUUCCAACAUCCGGUCGUCCGCUGCUCGAGUAAUCCUUGUAUUUGCGGUGGAACAAGAUGCAGCAGCACUGUUUGAUGAAGUUCUCAGAACGGGCCUCACUGGGAUACAGUGGCUGGCGAGUGAGGCUUGGAGCACAGCUGCUGUCCUCUCCACUCCACAAAAGUACCAUAAGAUCCUCCAGGGUUCUAUGGGAUUUGCAAUCCGGAGAGCAGACAUACCAGGGUUGCAAGACUUCCUGCUUCGUUUGAAACCCUCGAGCCCAGACGCUCACGCAGAUCCUUUCCUGGCCCCGUUCUGGGAGGAGGCGUUUCAGUGCAGCCUGGGUACACAAGCUGAAGGUCAGGAGAAUAAUGUCACGGGUAAACGUCCAUGCACUGGAACAGAGAGUCUGAGUAGCAUCACAAAUAUCUAUUCAGACGUGUCACAACUAAGGAUUUCAUACAAUGUCUAUAAAGCUGUGUAUGCCAUUGUUCAUGCACUAAAGAGACUGAGAAGCUGUGUGAAGGGAGAAGGGCCAUUUUCCCAGCAGGCUUGUUCUGAUGCUGAGAAGACACAACCUUGGCAGCUGCUUCAUUACCUAAAACAGGUGCGCUACCUAACCUCAUUUGGGGAUGAAAUUAAGUUUGAUGAGAAUGGAGACCCUGCAGCCAUGUAUGACCUGGUUAACUGGCAGCUACGAGAAAACGGAGAAAUGGAGUUCAUUACAAUUGGCAAAUUUGAUGAGACAAGCACAUUUGCAAACCAAAAACUUCAGAUUCAAGAAGAGUACAUCCUGUGGAAUGGCAACCAAACCAGAGUUCCCUUGUCAGUAUGCAGCAACAUUUGUCCCCCAGGAACCAGGAAGGCAAUCAGACCCAACUUCCCUAUCUGCUGCCAUGAUUGUGUGGUUUGUGCAGCUGGGGAGAUUAGCAAUCAGACUGAUGCCAUAGAGUGUGCACGUUGCCUCCCAGAGUUCUGGUCCAACGCUGAGAGAACCGCCUGUAUCCCAAAACAGGUGGAAUUUCUCUCCUUUAGCGACUCCAUGGGUAUCACACUGAUGGCUAUUUCCCUCAUUGGCUCUUUCAGCACCUGUGUUGUGGUCAUUAUAUUCUCCUGUUACAAAAACACCCCCAUUGUCAGGGCGAACAACUCCGAGCUGAGCUUCCUAUUACUCGUCUCACUGACUCUGUGUUUCCUGUGUUCUCUGACUUUCAUUGGCCAGCCCUCUAAGUGGUCCUGCAUGCUGCGACACACAGCAUUUGGGAUCACCUUUGUCCUUUGUGUCUCUUGCAUUCUGGGAAAAACCAUAGUUGUACUGAUUGCGUUUAAAGCCACUCUUCCAGGCAACAGUGUCAUAAAAUGGUUUGGGCCUGCACAACAAAAGGCAAUCAUCAUCUUUUGUACUCUUAUCCAGGCAGUCAUCUGUACAGUAUGGCUGGUUGUUGCUCCUCCGACUCCACGCCGUCUGAUGCCACGUGAGAGUGCCAUUGUCAUUCUCCUGUGUGACGAAGGUUCAUACGUAGCGUUUGCCCUGGUUCUGGGUUACAUAGGCCUGCUGGCCUGCCUCUGCCUUUUUUUGGCCUUUCUAGCAAGAAAACUUCCUGACAAUUUCAACGAGGCCAGAAUCAUCACCUUCAGUAUGCUCAUUUUUUGUGCUGUGUGGGUUGCAUUCAUUCCCGCCUACAUCAGCUCUCCAGGGAAGUACUCAACAGUCACAGAGGUGUUUGCUAUCCUAGCUUCCAGCUAUGGGCUGCUGUGUUGCAUUUUCCUUCCAAAAUGCUACAUAAUUUUACUCAGACCACACAAGAACACGAGAAAAUACCUGAUGUCUAAUGCUGCCAGUGCUCGAUUUUAA
Messenger RNA from Salarias fasciatus (jewelled blenny), 2634 nucleotides. RefSeq names its product extracellular calcium-sensing receptor-like. The coding region runs from base 1 to 2634 and encodes 877 amino acids. Gene Ontology annotation, molecular function: G protein-coupled receptor activity. The record is from RefSeq and is a predicted model, not a curated record. Gene Ontology annotation, cellular component: plasma membrane. The transcript has 10 exons. NCBI's taxonomy places the organism in Eukaryota, Metazoa, Chordata, Actinopteri, Blenniiformes, Blenniidae. Gene Ontology annotation, biological process: G protein-coupled receptor signaling pathway.